Lathyrus sativus (Indian pea) is the source of this 474-nucleotide messenger RNA. NCBI's taxonomy places the organism in Eukaryota, Viridiplantae, Streptophyta, Magnoliopsida, Fabales, Fabaceae. The record is from the annotation of a GenBank genome assembly.
AUGUGUAUGGUAUCCCGCACUGGUAGAGAUUUGCAACGCUAUGAUGAUGAUGGUUGUCGCCAAAUUGUCGGAUGCAUUCCAUAUAGAUAUAUGAGAAAAGGAGAGCAUGAGAAAGAAUUGGAGGUUCUGGUGAUUAGUACUCAGAAUGGAAAUGGAAUGCAAUUUCCAAAGGGAGGUUGGGAGAUUAAUGAAUCUAUGGAGCAAGCUGCUUUAAGGGAGACCAUAGAGGAAGCUGGAGUUAUGGGAAAUAUUGAAAGUAAAUUGGGUAAAUGGUCUUAUAAGAGCAAACGCCAAGAUGCAGUACACGAGGGUUAUAUGUUUUCUUUGCUUGUCAAAAAGCAGUUAGAGAAUUGGCCAGAGAAGAACUUCCGACAAAGAAUUUGGAUGAGUGUUAGUGAAGCUAAAGAAGUGUGUCCACAUACUUGGAUGAAAGAGGCUUUGGAUAUAUUGGUCAGCACACAACCUCAAUAUUAA